Truncatella angustata is the source of this 3216-nucleotide messenger RNA. RefSeq lists its product as uncharacterized. Gene Ontology annotation, biological process: double-strand break repair. The coding region runs from base 1 to 3216 and encodes 1071 amino acids. The transcript has a single exon. The record is from RefSeq and is a predicted model, not a curated record. Gene Ontology annotation, cellular component: site of double-strand break; nucleus. Lineage: Eukaryota; Fungi; Ascomycota; Sordariomycetes; Amphisphaeriales; Sporocadaceae.
AUGCCGACAACCUCUCAGGGCAUGCAGAGCUUGGCACUGUCCACUUCGGGUCAGGGUCAAGCAAGUAGUGCUCAAGUGCUCGAAUUCGUAUGCCUCUUUACCCAUGAUCUGAAGAGGAAACAAAAACGCUGGCAAGAUGGGCGUCUCAAGUUCCAUUCUUUUAACCAGCGGAUCAUGGUCUACGAUGAGCGGGGAAACUUCAUUGGUGACACUCAUUGGCGUGAGGACUAUGAGUUCGGGGAUGGUGAGGAAGUCCAACUGGAGCGCGGCGGCAUUCUCGUGCAGACAUCGGAAUGUGUUGGAAGCCGCAACCAGGACUUGUCUGAGUUGAUUGACAAGCGGGUCCAGGAGAAGGUCCAACGACAAUCCACUGCCGCUGCUCGCACGUCAAGACCAAGACCAGCUCCAAGCGGAGGAAUGCCCGUUGUUCCUCCAGCAGGGACACCUCAUUUUCAGCUACGACAUACUCCAUUGCAUGGCCUCGUAUCGCCUACGGGGCACCAUGGUCGCGCAUUGGUCCCAAGCGAAUCGCCGUUUGAGCAACGUCAAAGAAUGAAUGUUCAAGAAUCGCCGGGUCUGCAAGAAGAGAGCCCACAUCCAGCCAAGCGACGCAGAAGAGAAGCUUCGCCACCAAGCAAGAGCGGAUAUGCACAAAGCCUCUUCGGUGCGAUACUCACGCUGUCUGGGCGCCCUAUGAGCAGCGCACCAAUUCGCCAUAAAGCCAUGUCUUCCCAAACGCAUCGUCAAGAACAUGAUACUCCAGUUUCAUCUGCUUUGAGCAUGCAGGAUAUCGAUGGUGAUGAGGUACACGAAGUAUCUCUACAAGCGAAAAGUAAGCCUCACCAAGGCGUUCCACUUUCCGAGAGAGAACCUGCAGCCAUCAAUACUUCAAGACCUCACUCCGAAGCUCUCGUAGGGAAGGAUGCAAGGUCUAAAGCAAACAUAACGUCUUUGCUACACCAAAGCCGGCCUCAAGUGCCAAGAAUUGUCGAUAAACCUCGAAAAGCUCCUCUUGCGAAGUCCAGGAGUGCAAACCACUUUAUUGAGUCUGAUAAUGAGGUUGAUACAGUGCCUAUGGAAGAAAACACCGCCAAGUUGGGUCGGCAAAAGAGGUCCACCACGCAUUACAAUGUACAGGACCAGCCGCGCCCGAAAGUUAAAGCGCCCACGGAUGAGUCUGCUGCUCCAUUGGAUGCCUCAACAGAACCAAGAUACCCGAACAAUUCCCAACGAUAUAAGGCUAUAGUCGACGAACUUGAUCCUCUUUUGCGACCCUCGCCCGUUGGGCGCAAGCUCUCGAUACCCGGAGAGACCACCAAAUCACGAGGCAAGCAGCUCAGAAGCACAGAAAAUUCGGAUUCUGUAAUUGAGAAGCCAGUGGUACGUGAGCCUCGAAUAGAAUUACGAAUAGGACCAAGUAAGAGAAGGGGGCUUCUGAUGAUCUCUGAAAAAGGCAGCAAGAAGGCUCGCAAGCCCAACAAAUCUGAAUCACAAGCCAACUCUAGCCACUUUGGUUCUCCCCAAACGGUAUCGAGUGAGCAGAAUGGAAAAUCUCUUGUUUUAACUGAUGACCAUCCUUCAAAGCGUGGCGUGGCUGGUUCAGUACAACGCGAUGAGCGUGUUGGUCGGCAGCCAUUUAACGACAACCCAAUUCUUAUAGAUGACGAUGUGCCUAAAGAAGGCGCCACGAUUUCCGAUAUAAAGAAGACAAAGAGCUCUCACAGGAAUGCCGACGGCUCAAGUCAUGGAUUCACAAACUCCAGCACAGAGGAAGAAUUAGCACGCGUUGACACGCUGAAUUUUGCUCCAGAAAGGAAAACUGUUACUCGACAUUCUGUCAUGUCAGCGAAUGGGGAGAGCUGUAGCAAAUAUGGUUCCAGCAAUGCUGAAGUGCUUGUAAAGAAGCGACCAAACAAAGAUUCGGGAUGCAAAGAAAGCCCUGAAAGGCGUAGUAAAUGUACACGCCUGGCGGCAAAGGUCGUGGAAGACAGUCAUGAAGUUCCAGCAAGAAAGAAGGGAGAAGAGAAGGACCUUGAAGACAUAUUCAGUCGGCAACCUGGAAAUGCACCCCCACCACGACUCGCACAACUUUCCAGGAAAAGUGUACGCAGUAAAGAAGUUAUCGGGUUGUUCUUCGAGGAUGAUGAUAAUGAUGGCCCAUUGUUCCAACCGAAGCGCGAUGUGCCUAAUAUCCAACAAGUGAGUGUGGAAGCGCGGAUGAGAUCUCCAGCAGCCACGAGACCCUCCACGUUGUAUGAAGAACGGGGAACAACCCCAUUGAUGAAUGUUGCGGCUAUGGUGGCAAGCUCAUUGCCUCAUAAUCAACAACUCCAGAGCUACGCUGAUACAUACGAAAUGGUGGCAACGAAUCCCGUCAAGGAUGCCAAAGGAAACAUGGAUUUAGAGGCAGCGCCUUCGAAGCCGGUAGAGAUUCCUGCACAAGAUCGACGUAACUCACCAUUGCCCAGCGACUUGCCUGCUGCAAAUUCGAAGCUCCUAACCAGAGCCAGCAUGAACUUGGCAUCUUCCAAACACGCGAAACUUGCACCAUCAGAGGCAGUCAUAGCAGAGGUCGAGAGCGUCGUUACCUCUGAAAAUCGGCAGGGUCGUUCUGCUUUAGUCGCGGAAGCAGAUUCAGAAACUCCUGAAAUGGCUAAAAAGAUUACGACCACUUUGGAGAAUACCAAGCACCCGUCACUUGAGGGGGUCUUGACACAGAUUCCGCCUGCUAUUAAUCGUACAGACCAACCAAGCGAUUCAGUCACGAAUGCAAACCCGAAAAGCCAAAGUUUUCAUGGCCCUGAUACCUUGGCAAAACGUAACAACGAUCUACAAGCGUCUCGCAGUACUGAGGUUGUGGAAACGACUCGUCCGAUACCAAGAAAGCAACCUGAAACUCUUUAUAAUGUGUCGCUUAAAACCGAGGUGCUGGAAGGUGACAAGCACAGAGAGACAACGAAUUCGCUGGUGCACAUUGCGAAACCGGUACCGAGGAUAGUAAACCCUGCUACACGUGGAAAGAAGGCUGCGAAGCGGACUGAUGCAGCGGGACAAAUCCCCGAGCGUGUUAUUCCCACAGAUGACCGAGUCCUUGUGCGUGUUGCAAACAACCCAGCGAAAGAACAAUCGAAUGCGCUACCAGGAUUUUCAAAAGCAAAUGGUGGCCCUUGGAGCAGGGAGGCACACGACUUAUUCGAGUAUAAACGCCCUAGUUGA